Molecule: messenger RNA, 516 nt
Organism: Adineta ricciae
Lineage: Eukaryota; Metazoa; Rotifera; Eurotatoria; Adinetida; Adinetidae
Source: the annotation of a GenBank genome assembly
UGCAGAGUGUGAGAGUAGAUUUAUAUCGAAUAUGCAGAAAUCAGAGGUAGGAAUUUGCUAAAAACUGGUUACAAUGUGACAUUUGCCACGCCCUCUUCCAUCAUCUCUCUACUGAUUGGGUAUAAUAAUGUUAUGAAAUUUUUCUGCAUUUAAAUACAGAUUAGUGGAGAAAGUCUUCUUAAACGAUUUAAAAUCUGAAAAUACGGGAAAGUAUCGGUUCAUAUGCUUGUACCCGUCACGGAAUCUGUUGGUUAAGGUUCGUAUCCCGCCGCUCGUAAAAGACCAACGGAUCCUUCACCAGGAACCGGAUCGGAUCCGGCAACCGUAUCCGAAAAUGUUAUCCGUAUCGAGGAAUCAACUGGAACAGUAUCGGAAGCGGAUGGGCGGAUACGAAGUCAGAUUCCCAUUGCAGGAAAACAUUGGAAAAUCAUUGAUCCCGUCGGUUCCGGUCGUACAGCUUUGACAUGGGUAACGAUCUUGAAUAAUAUACUAUUCAGGUGGGUAUGGAUGAAUUGA